GAUCAAAGAGGGAACAUCACAAAAGCAAAAGCAAGGCGGAAGCGAAGAAGAUCACAGCAAGAAGGGCACAGAUUCAUUUCCCAUUAGAGAGAGAUCAUCAGAAUGCUUAUGAAAAGCCUAUAAGGAGGUCCCUCGCCGAAGCAAAGCAUCGGAGCCCCCCCCCCCCCCCCCCCCCCCCCCCCCCCGGAAGUUCGAAACCGCACCAUGAGCGGCGGUGGCUGGCGAGGUGCUAACGACUUUGCUCUGGCACCAGAUGAAUUGGAGGCUGGCUGGGGAUACAUCAGCUACCCUCCGACUCCGACUCCGACUGGCCGCUCUCUGGAUCCAGGAGUCGCGGUGUUCCCCCGUUCUGUUUCCUCUAAUAGGAAUGGUACCGGCAGAGGAGUUUUACCGGAGCCAGGUUGGCCGACGGAUGUGCGAGUGGUGGCAGGGCCCUUGAGUUUAGCUGGCCCGCAAGCAACCCAGUCUCAAGUUCCAGCGCCCCGAUCCACAGUUCCGGAAAAUGUGAACCCCUGGAGGGCCCGAGUGGCCAUGCCAGAGCCUCCGUCUCCCCAGAUAUUCACAGGCCAGUGGGGAAUGCCAGAGCAGGCCCGAUCCGAGGAAGACUCAAGACUAACACGCGACGAGCAGAAAGCGGUCCUAAAGAAGUUGAAGAAGGAAAUCUACAACCCUAGUCCGAAGAGAUUCUCAAGGAGGGUGAGCCUGUACUACAGAGAGCAGGCCAGAAACGGGGCCUCAGCGGCCAUGAGGAAUGGACCCGACGACGAUGAUGACAAGAGAUGUGCAAUCUGCUUGGAGGAUUUCGAGCCCCGGGAGGAGGUCAGGGUUACCCCUUGUGACCACAUGUUCCACGAGGAGUGCAUCUCCCCGUGGGUUAAGAGUCACGGGCAGUGCCCCGUUUGCCGGUCAGUGUUCUGUGACAGACUGAGGCAGAACCAGUCCUCGUACAACAAUAACAACGCUCGGACUUUCAUGGGUAAUGAACUGCUCGCUCAAGAGAUUGCUUCGAUGAUACAGGUGGUGGAGGAGGCUAUCCGAGGGGGCAGGAUAGGCCAUUGAUACCAUAAGCGUUAAGGCUUAUAUAUGCAUGUAAUUAGAUUCAUGUCUGAUGCAUAACACUUGUGUUGCAAUGUCUACAUACUAUUGAGAAUCAGAGAUUCGGACAAAUUACUAUGCAGCGUGGAAUAAAAACCGACUCUUCUUCAAGC
This is a messenger RNA of Punica granatum (pomegranate), 1208 nucleotides long. NCBI's taxonomy places the organism in Eukaryota, Viridiplantae, Streptophyta, Magnoliopsida, Myrtales, Lythraceae. The record is from RefSeq and is a predicted model, not a curated record.